AUGAGACAGAACCGAGCUCUAACACGAAAUAAAGGAAUUUACGAUAAAUUUGCUACCCGUCUUCAAAGUAUUCUGUUUGGCUGUCGAGUACAUGUAUUUGUGGCUUCGAAUGAACAUCAAUGCGCACGGCUUUCAUUCUUUGCGUUGACUCAAUGUAACGACAAAAUCAGAGCAUAUCACGAUAGCGUAAGUCAAUCAUGA
Messenger RNA from Plasmopara halstedii, 201 nucleotides. RefSeq lists its product as uncharacterized. The transcript is spliced from 3 exons. Lineage: Eukaryota; Oomycota; Peronosporomycetes; Peronosporales; Peronosporaceae. The record is from RefSeq and is a predicted model, not a curated record. Bases 1 to 201 code for a protein of 66 amino acids.